UUCGGGAAGAUCGAGGGUGGGAAACAUGCGGCAGGGCAGUGCAGGGCAAAGGAUUCCUUCACCCGCUUCCCUUCCCUGCUCGAAACAGACAUUGAAGAACAUCUGAGAACGCCAAUGACUGUCAAAAUCAAGAACAAGCUCUCGCAGGCGGCAAACGAGAGACACUCGACAACGGAAGGAAACAAAAUCCACAUAGCCCCAAACACUGCCACCACCACUAAUCCUCCGCCAAUAAUCCACACUCCUCCAAAAAGAUAUUAUCCACUCUCUCAUCCCCUUCAACAGUCCCAUCAUCAUCCCCUUCAAAUCACACAACCACUGGUUAAUUCCUCUUACAUGGAGCAAAUCCUGCAAUGGCAUGACGAACCCAUAAAGACCCAGUAGCAGAUCGAGCUGAAAGGGGAGGAUUCAUUUUAUAGUUCACGCGCAUGGUGACGUGCUGCUUCUUCACGCGCCACCUGGCGGUCGACGUCUUCGACAUGAACGGGUCGCCUCCGGCGGCCGCCCAUUAUUGCCCCCGGGUGCUGAGUCUGCACUCGGGUCGGAUUCUCGGGUACGGGUCCCUGGUUUCUCCCAGCAAGCGCAUCAGGUUCGUGGUUAGCGCGGAGAUUUCGAAGCCCUUCUCCCCCAACUUCCGGCUGGACUCUCAGAAAUUUGGCUACUCCCAUGAUGUAUCGCAGUCGCAGUCCCACUGGAUCGGGCCAGUCCCUGGGGACAUUGCGGAGGUCGAAGCCUACUGCCGUAUUUUCCGAGCAGCCGAAGGGCUUCAUGCUGCACUGAUGGAUACGCUCUGCAAUCCUUUCACUGGAGAAUGCACUGUUCCUUACGAUUAUCCCUCUGAGGAGAAACCAUUGCUGGAAGACAAGAUAGUGUCAGUCCUGGGAUGCAUAAUAUCUCUGUUGAACAAAGGGAGAGAGGAUGUUCUCUCAGGAAGAAUCUCCAUGGCAAACAACUCAUUCCACUUUGGAGACAUGAGCCUGAUGGAGGACAAUCUUCCCCCGCUCGCCAUUUUCAGGAAUGAGAUGAAACGGUGCUGUGAGAGCUUACACGUUGCCCUUGAAGACUUUUUAACACCUAGUGAUGAUGAUGAUCGGAACCUUGACGUGUGGAGAAAAUUGCAGAGACUGAAGAACGUAUGUUAUGAUACAGGCUUUGGCCGUGGUGAUGAGACUCCUCCUCAUGCACUGCUUGCUAAUUGGAGACCUGUCUACUUGUCCACAUCGAAGGAAGACAUGGCCAGUGAGGACUCCGAGGUUGCAUUCUGGAAGGGUGGACAGGUGACGGAAGAGGGCUUAGAAUGGCUGAUAAUGAAAGGGUUCAAGACUAUCGUAGAUCUCAGAGCAGAAUCAGUGAAGGAUAAAUUUUAUCAAGGGGUCCUAGAUGAGGCUAUUGCGCAUGGGAAGAUUGAGUUGUUCCGGCUCCCUGUGGAGGUGGGGACUGCUCCUACAAUGGAGCAGGUGGAUAAGUUUGCUGCAUUGGUGGCAGAUUGUAGGAAGAGGCCCUUGUAUCUCCACAGCAGGGAAGGAGUUUGGAGAACUUCUGCUAUGGUCUCCCGAUGGCGGCAGUACAUGAGUAGGCUUUCUAAUCAACUUGUCCCUACUUUGAUGGACUCAGAAGAAAAAGCUACUGCUCGGGUGGAUAAUUCAGUUGAAUCGUUGAUCGUAGAAGGUAGCUCGUCCCCAAGAGAAGAGGAAGAUCAAAUAAUGCUUAACGAAGUGGGCAGCUCGAAUGGGAUAUCUAGUGAGAAAGCUCCCUUGAAAGUUGAAACAGGAAAUGGAAGUGUUGGAGGAGGCCACAUUGGUAAUAGGUCUAGUGGAGGCAAUGAAGCUCUGGAGCCAAAUAGUAAUGUGGUGAGAUCUCAGAGGAGCUUCACAGACAUUGACCCUAUGAGAGCUCAGAUACCUCCACCCAAUGUUUUAUCCCGCAAGGAGAUGACAAGUUUCCUCAAAAGCAGAAGUAUCUCACCUCCCACUUAUUUCAGUUUUCACCGUAAACUUAUGGAAGCAACACUGAAGGGCAAAAACUCCACUCCUAAAUCACCAAUACAAUCUGUUGACGCAAGAAACUUUAAUGGAUCCCUCACAGCCAAGAAUCCGUCUCCAAAUCUGAAUGGAAAACCAGCUACCAAUGAUAAGAAGGAGGGGUAUGUCAAUGGGUUUAUUGAAAAGGAAAGGGUUGCUUCUGUCUCUACUAGUGCACCCAUCAAAGUAGACUAUGACAACGGUAAGAAUCUGGCCAAGGAAACUGUCCAGAAUCAGGAAAGAAACAGAGCAACCGCUUCUGUAGUUCUAGGUAAUGAUGGUUUUGAGCAAAUUGAAGGGAACAUGUGUGCUUCUGCAACUGGUGUUGUGAGAGUGCAAUCGAGAAAGAAAGCGGAGAUGUUUUUGGUCAGGACAGAUGGUUUCUCUUGCGCCCGGGAGAAGGUGACUGAGUCAUCCUUGGCCUUUACCCACCCUAGUACACAGCAGCAGAUGCUUAUGUGGAAAUCUACUCCAAAGACUGUUCUUUUGUUGAAAAAGAUCGGGCCUGAACUCAUGGAAGAAACUAAAGAGGUUGCUUCUUUCUUGUAUCACCAGGAGAAGAUGAAUGUUCUUGUUGAACCUGAGGUGCAUGAUAUCCUUGCUAGAAUCCCAGGAUUUGGAUUUAUCCAAACAUUUUAUAGUCAAGAUACAAGCGAUCUUCAUGAGAGGGUCGAUUUUGUGGCUUGUAUGGGAGGAGACGGUGUGAUAUUACAUGCAUCAAAUUUAUUCAGAGGCGCUGUCCCACCUGUGGUUUCAUUCAAUCUAGGGUCACUAGGAUUUCUCACUUCCCAUGCUUUUGAAGAUUACAGGAAGGAUUUGAGACAGGUCAUCCAUGGAAAUGAUACGGUAGAAGGUGUUUAUAUAACUCUCAGAAUGCGCCUCCGCUGUGAAAUCUUCCGAAAUGGUAAACCGAUGCCCGGGAAAGUAUUUGAUGUGCUGAAUGAGAUUGUGGUUGACCGAGGGUCCAAUCCUUACCUCUCCAAAAUAGAAUGCUAUGAGCAUGAGCGUCUUAUUACUAAGGUGCAAGGGGAUGGAGUCAUAGUAGCCACACCAACGGGCAGUACUGCUUACUCAACAGCUGCAGGAGGUUCUAUGGUGCACCCAAAUGUUCCAUGUAUGUUGUUUACCCCGAUCUGCCCACACUCCCUCUCUUUCAGACCCGUCAUUCUUCCUGAUUCUGCACGUCUCGAGUUGAAGAUUCCUGACAAUGCACGGAGCAAUGCGUGGGUCUCAUUUGAUGGGAAGAGAAGGCAGCAGCUGUCGAGGGGGGAUGCUGUCCGAAUAUCGAUGAGCCAGCACCCGCUUCCUACGGUCAACAAGUCUGACCAAACAGGGGACUGGUUCCACAGCUUGAUUCGUUGCCUGAAUUGGAACGAGAGGCUCGAUCAGAAAGCUCUAUGAGGACUCCGAGGCUUAUGUAAUUAUACUGUACAGACUGUAAAUUGAAAAGAUCACAGUAAAAUCUUCUAACCUAUAGGUGGUAUACGAAUAAUGAUUCUUGCGGAACCCCGUGAGUUACCCAUACAAGAGCUGGUGAAUUUGUUUUUCCUCAAUUUUUUCUUGGUUCUUGCGUGAAGAUUUGUAACUGAAUUACAUGGUACAUCUCGGUGGUGACGACGAAGAUUUCACCAUACAUAUAUAGUUCAUCACCCGCAGUGGUGACAGUGAACUCGA
Punica granatum (pomegranate) is the source of this 3695-nucleotide messenger RNA. The record is from RefSeq and is a predicted model, not a curated record. Lineage: Eukaryota; Viridiplantae; Streptophyta; Magnoliopsida; Myrtales; Lythraceae.